Molecule: messenger RNA, 807 nt
Organism: Momordica charantia (bitter melon)
Lineage: Eukaryota; Viridiplantae; Streptophyta; Magnoliopsida; Cucurbitales; Cucurbitaceae
Source: RefSeq, a predicted model, not a curated record
UUGUUGCAGAAAGUACACAAAUAGAGUAGAUGCAUGAUUCCAUAGGGAAACCUUUGAUUUUCCAUUUCGAGUGUUCCAUCCAGUCAACACAUAUGAUGCUUUAAUUUGUUCCUCAAUUAUUUAUAAUUGUAGCUCUCUGGACCUCCCCUUGCAAAACUCCUCCCAAGAGGAAAUUGUCUCUCAUCAACAAUGUCCAAACCCUUAAUUCUCCACCUUCUCCUUCUUACUCUAGCUUGUCAACUCACAAGCCAAUAUCACAACUUUGUGAAAGCAGAUGAGCAGUUAAUCCAGGAAGAAUGCCACAAUGCAAACGUACCCGAAGUCUGCAUCCAGUGCCUGAAAUCCAACCCACAUUCCGAAAAUGCUGAUAAGGUAGGAAUCGCCGAGAUUAUCGUCGGGUGUCUGAUUGAGCAUGCCAAUAAUUUGCAAGCAAACAUGACAACUUUGGCUUCCUCUGCCAAAGAUAAUCGAUUUAAGACGAUGCUGGAAAAGUGUGAAGAAGCACUUUCAUCUACAGACGGCCUUCUGAUUCAAACAAUGGUUGAACUGAAGAAUGGUGAGUAUGAUGAGGCUGAACUUUCAGCGACUGAAGCACUUCGGUAUGAGGUUAGCUGUGAUCACAUAUUUGGAAGACGUCAAGCCUAUUUACCUACACAUGUUGUCUAUGAAAUGAAGAUUUACAAAGAACUCUCUGAGGCUGCCAACCGAAUCAUCGAACGACUUUGAACGAACUGUUUAGCACAUAAAUUUCAUCCCAUCAUCCGAUUGGUGGGAUUAAUAUGAAAUAAGAUCAGUCUUGUUUGAUUA